Molecule: messenger RNA, 1392 nt
Organism: Asterias rubens (European starfish)
Lineage: Eukaryota; Metazoa; Echinodermata; Asteroidea; Forcipulatida; Asteriidae
Product: putative deoxyribonuclease TATDN3
Exons: 9
Coding region: 64-885 (273 amino acids)
Molecular function (GO): hydrolase activity, acting on ester bonds
Source: RefSeq, a predicted model, not a curated record
AAUUCACGUCCACAGCUGACACGGGCCGUUAACAACUCUGAACUGCAGCUAAUUGGGCCUAUAAUGGCGUCAGAUUUGUGCUACAUCGAUGCUCAUUGUCACUUGUCAGCCAAAGACUUUGAUGAGGACAUUGAUGAUGUCAUUGACAGAGCUAAAAAGGCUGGCGUGGGUGCGGUCCUCGCUGUUGCUGAACAUCAAGAGGAGUUUGGUCGAAUUCUCCAGCUCAGUGAACGGUUCACUGACUUUGUCAUGCCAUGCCUUGGUGUUCAUCCUGUUCAGGGGGAUCCCAGUCACGAACAGAGAGGUGUGCGGCACUCAGACAUAGAGGGCGCUCUUGAGUUCAUUGAAGCAAACUGCAGUAAACUUGCUGCCAUUGGUGAGGUAGGGCUAGAUUUUACCCCUCGGUUUGUGAAGAGUGAUCAGGAGAAACAAGAACAGAGAGAAGUUCUAAUCAGACAAGUUGAGCUUGCAAAAAGACUGGAUCUUCCAUUGAACGUUCAUUCAAGGUCUGCUGGGAGACCAACUAUAAAUCUGUUGAAGGAGCACGGUGCAGACAAGGUGCUAUUACAUGCCUUUGAUGGUAAACCAUCAAAUGCCAUGGUCGGAGUGGAGUGUGGCUACUUCUUCUCCAUACCGCCCUCUAUUGUCAGGAGUGAACAGAAGCAGAAACUUGUGAAGAGUCUUCCGAUGGAUAGAAUACUUCUGGAAACAGACUCCCCAGCAUUAGGCCCUGAAAGACAGACUCGCAACGAGCCCAAGAAUAUCCACAUCAGCUGUGAUUACAUAGCAAGAGUCAAGAACCUUACCCCUGAAGAAGUGAUGAGAAUUACCACAGAGAACGCUCUUAGACUGUUUCCAAAACUACGAAAAUUACUUCAUAGAUGAUGUUGACACUGACAGAGCAGAUUGGGAUAAUGAAUGUGGUUUUAGUUUUGCCCUACACCAAUGUUUUUUCUGCAUAGACCCCUUGCACAAUGCACCAGGGAGUCAAAAUGAGUAAAAAUGAAUUGAUUGACCCCCCACUCCCCAAAAGGAGGAAGUGAUAGACCCGCAUUGUUCGGAGGCGUGUUUUGCUUUAUGCAAGGGGUCUACUUUAUAGGCCCUACUUGGUGCUUUGCAAGUCCUGCUGAUGAUACUAAAUGUAUGUAAUACAGUUGUACACGUAACAAACAAACAAAAUAAAACAGUGCUCCGUGUGAGUAUUGCAUACUGGCUUUUAAUUUAAUAAAACUCAUAAUCUUUUUAAAUUUACACUUGUUUACUUGACUGGUAUUAAUUUCAUAUGAACACAAAAAGUGCAAGCCUACCCACACACUUAACCCCGGUUCAUACUUCCUGUGAACUUGAAGCCAAUUUUGACGUCACAUGGCUGUUUCACAGCGAAUGUUUCGC